Indicator indicator is the source of this 4031-nucleotide messenger RNA. RefSeq names its product ferric chelate reductase 1 (gene FRRS1). The transcript has 17 exons. The coding region runs from base 191 to 2005 and encodes 604 amino acids. The record is from RefSeq and is a predicted model, not a curated record. Lineage: Eukaryota; Metazoa; Chordata; Aves; Piciformes; Indicatoridae. Gene Ontology annotation, molecular function: oxidoreductase activity, acting on metal ions.
UGUAGCUCCAGGGCGCUUUGGUUAAACUGGUGCUAGCGAGUGCGCAAAGGCUGCGUGCUGCCAGCUCUCUGAAAACUUUGUGUGCUUGAUUUAAAAGCUUUUAAAGCACCUUGUAGCUGCUGCUUCUCACUGAAACACUUCUGGUUUGCGUUAGAUAAAGCUCUUAAGCGUUAAAGAAUAAAGAAAGCCAAUGGCAAUUUUACUUGGACUUGGUCACUGGUACAGAAGAACUGGCUGCAAGAUGGAGCUGCCUGGCCUUGCUUUUGCUGUUUGGCUAUCUAUUUGCUUCUGUGCAUCUGUGGAUGGCUAUCCAAAUGGAAAAGUAAGACAAGUCUGUGCUAGUAUGAUCCCCUGUCAUGGUGCUUCUCCACAGCUGCCACCUGAGCACACCAUUACAGUCAAUGUGACUGAGUUUAAACCAGGUGACAACAUAGAAGUUAAUCUGUCUGGACCAGAUUUUGAAGGGUUUUUCAUACAAGCCCGGGAUGCAGAACACCUGGACAGCCCUGCAGUUGGCUCUUUCACGUUAGCUGACAGGAGACUUUCUCAGCUUCUGACCUGUGGCCAUACCAAGAAUUCAGCUGUCAGCCACACAAGUAAAACGAAAAAGAAGCACAUAAGAGUGUAUUGGAUUGCUCCUGGAGAUGCACCGAAUCGUGUCCAGUUCCUAGCCACAGUUGUGAAGAAAUACAAGACUUUCUGGGUGAAGAUUCCUGGUCCCAUUGUAUCUCAGCCUAAUGCACUGUCCCCAACAACAGAGGCUGUACCAACCUCACUCCCAGUUUCCCACUUAUCCAAGCCAUUUAAUGCAUCAGGCUGUGGAAGUACAAAGUUCUGUAUCAGGAACCCUUCAAACUGUGAUGCUGCAAGUGCUUCCUGUUUUUUCCUAUCCUUCCAACGAGAGGGGAGCUCAGUGUUGAUAGAAAUGAGUGGUCCAAGUGAAGGAUACAUUGCAUUUGCAUUGUCUCAUGACCAGUGGAUGGGUGGUGACGAUGCCUACCUGUGUGUUAACGAGGACCACCGCGUUCGCGUCAGCGCUGCCUCUCUAAAGGGUCGAAGUUCUCCUCUUUGGGACUCGGAGGAUGCCCUCGAAGAUGUGUCAUGGAGGCUUGCAGAUGGUGUCCUUCAAUGUUCUUUCAGGAGGAGUAUUCUUCUUCCUGCUUAUAAAGGGAGAUUUAAUCUGGAUGCUAAUUAUUACAUCUUCCUGGCAGAUGGGGAAGCAAGUGAAGGUGGACUAAUAUACAAACAUCAUCGUCAGCCCCUGAUCACAAAUGGAGCGUACAAUGUCACAGGCCUCCCUCAGGAUAUUGGAGGUUCCAGGUCUCCACGACUCAUCAAGGCUCAUGGAGCACUGAUGUUUGUUGCUUGGAUUACCACAGUUAGCAUUGGUGUGAUUGUUGCACGAUUCUUCAAACCUGUCUGGUCUCAUUCAUUCCUGUUUGGAAAGGAGAUGUGGUUUCAGGUGCAUCGUACGCUUAUGUUGACCACAGUCAUGCUCACAAGCAUUGCUUUUGUGUUGCCAUUCAUAUACCGAGGAGGUUGGAGCCAGCAAGCAGGUUACCAUCCCUAUCUUGGCUGUACUGUGAUGGCUUUGACGAUCGUCCAACCACUAAUGGCAGGUUUCAGACCAUCUCGUCAUGCACCAAGGAGGCAGUUGUUUAACUGGUUUCACUGGAGUACUGGUACCUCAGCUAGAAUACUAGCUGUGGUGACUAUGUUCUUGGGAAUGGAUCUGCCAGCACUUGACCUACCAGACCCAUGGGACACCUAUACAAUGAUUGGGUUUGUAGUUUGGCAUGUUGGUGUUGAUGUCCUUCUGGAAGUACACAGCUACUGGCUCGUACGUAAAGUUGAGCUGGUAGAGGAUGACAGAGUACAGAUACUGCAGUCCCUCACAUCUGCAGAAGCAGAGGGUCGUCAGUUCAAACAGGUUGUGUUGGCCAUCUAUGUCUGUGGAAAUAUAGGAUUCCUCACUGCCUUCCUGGCAGCUAUCAGCCAAAUAUGAAAUAAGUCAUUAGGAAUUUUGUGAUGGCAAUAUUGGUUGCAGCUGAAAAACCUCCCAGGAGCACUUUCUGUUACAACUUUUGCCUCAACACCUCUGUGAAAAUGUAACUGAGGGAUAACAGCAGAUGUGUCAUGUGUGGUGUUAGGGGGAACUCAUAUCCAAAUGAUAGGAGGAUGCUGCAGUCCUGCAAAAGCUGCCUUCUGAUGGGACUUUUAAUGGGGUUCUUUGCCUGAGUAAGGAAUGAAGUCUCUGUUGUUGUUUGUUUUUUGUUUUUUUUUUUUAAUAGAGUAAUUGAGUAGAUGGAAGUUUAUAGGUUAAGAAGAUGUGCUGAAAAUGCUUUGAUAGUCAGUUCUCUAAAACUUUUUUGACGACUGUUGGGAAAAUUGGAAGAUCCAGAAUCCAUCAUACCUGUUCACUUCACUGUGUUCUAGUGGCAUGUGAUGUUAGAGCUACCUGUCUGUGACAGUUUUAUGCAUAAAGCCCCAAACAAAAAACCCCAACCAAAACUAAAUGGAAAAACUAUCACAAGCUCAGAUUGAUUCAUAAGCCAAAUGCUGUUGUCUAUCUUUGCAGCCAAAUGCAAAAAAUACUCUCUCUGCUCUAGGAGCAGUUAGAAGGGUUUUGGUGACUUGACUGAAACCACCACUUGCCUCACUCAAAUACUGUUUUGUCCCAUCCCUCUCAGUGCUUCUAAAACCAUAAGGAAAAAGCCCUGUUUGCAAUAUGUAAGUGCAUUAAAACCAGUUGGACUUGUACAAAACUCAAAGAGGGAAAACCUACCUGUGUGUAUGGGUUUCUUUCUGUGUUUUGCUGUCUCUGUCUGCUGGUGGAUUCUGAAUUACCUUGUGUGAAUAAGAUGGAUUUAGGCCACUCUGUGCUGAAGUGAAAAUAGUUGCUCAGGGAUGUUGCAGCUGUAUUUGCACUAUUGAGCAAAAGGUAGGUUACAGGUUGGUUUGAUUUCAGGAAGGAGCUUCUGCUCAUGUGAAAUGAGAGUUCCCUGAGUUGAGUUGGCAGAUCUAGAACACUCUUUAUAAGAAGCAUUAUUGUGUUUUUUAGUCAACAGAAGACUUCUCUGAGUACAUUAAUUAGGCACAGGGAAUGGAAAGAGACCAUUGUCUAACUUUUCUAGGUUUGCUUAAGAUAGGAAGGACACUCUGGAAAUGGCAUCUUGGAAAUUAACCUUUAAUAUGUCAGGCAGUACUGUGAUUUGCAUUUGGGUUUUGUAGUUUUUCAUCACUUCUUCAUUGCUGAUACUGCAAAGUACUGGUUUUUAUUUUUAUUUUUAAUCAUGCACUUCAUAAUAUAUCUUCAUCUUAGGGCUAACUAAGCUGGCUGGAAAUAAAGGUGCUGGAGGAAUUGGAGAGAACAGUAAAUAGUGAAGCCUGGCUUGGUGUAGACCACUAUAGCAACAUGUUUCUACUACCUCAUGUCCAGCUCUAAAGUACUUGGAUGUGUGUGAGUCAGGUAGUGACUCUCUCCAUUUGCUAAAGCUAUCUGUUUCUGUUUAUUCCUCCAUCUCCCCCAAAUCCCCAAUACAGCCUGUUGCAGGGAUAAGUCAUUCUGAAAGGAAGUUGUAGUCUGAUCUUCUUUUUGCCUACUCAAGUACUCAUUUUACCCACAGAACUAGGCUUAGUCCCUUUGUCAGAUGCAUCAGAGUGGGAGUGAGUGAGGGCUGAGUUGCCCUACUGCCUCCUGACAGGGCUUGUGCUGAUUGGGAAGGGACAGCUAGGAAGAGCUAUGGCAAAACCCAGGUUGAAGGGUAAGAGAGAGAUUGCUGAUUGUGUGCAUUUGUGGUGUUUUUAGAGAAUUCUGGUCUCAAAAGCCUGGCAGUCACAGGCCCUUCAAGUGCUGAACUUGUGGACGGAUUUUUUUGGUAUGCCAUGAGUUUAUACAAGAAAAAUCUCUCAACUGGCUUUUAAAUUCAAGUGAAUGCUGAGUGCUUUCUGUACCACAAGAGCUGUACUCUGUGUUGUUCCUUUUGCAUGUGACAAUGAACACAGGGUUUUUAAAAUGUGAAUGUAAAUAU